AUGAAUUUUAAUCUUUCACGGGAACAAUUUCGAACUAUGAUAUUAUAUGACUGGAAAAUUGAGUUAACGCACAAUGAAAGUCAUGCCCGUUUGUUUCAUGAAUUUCAACGUGGCGAAUAUACUAUUGAAGAUGCUGCUCGCCCAGGCCGUCCUCGAACUGCUGUCAAUGAAGAAACAAUUGAUGCGGUUCGCGCAAUAAUCGAGAAUGAUCCCCAUUCAGCAUAUGAACAAAUAGAAUACAUCCUAAGCAUUGGUUCGCCAGCGGUUAAUUCAAUUAUUCAUGACUAUUUGAAGUUACGGAAGGUUUGUGCUCGGUGGGCGCCUCAUCAGAUUACUGAAGAUCAAAAACAGCUACGUGUUGAAUUUUGCCAACAAUCAUUGAAGAGAUUUGAAGAAGGUCGAUCCCGUCGUGUAUUUGACAUUAUUACUGGCGAUGAACCAUGGUUCUAUCAUUAUGAUUCAACAACAAAAGAACAAUCAAAAGUAUGGGUGUCAAAAACUGACCCACGAUCAACUAAAGUUCAUCGAGUCAAAAGUUCAGGCAAACAAAUGGUGACUAUUCUCUUUAUGAAAUCUGGUUUAAUCAAGUAUAUACCAUUGGAACCAGGUGAUACAAUAAAUGCUACUUGAAAAUGGAUUCGCUUCCCAUGUCAAGGGGCCGGUAAUUGGACCGGUAAAACCGCCGGUUUUCAUUACCUGGGUUAUAAAUCCAACGAUUCAAUAUAUUUCAAUACAUUAAAAUUCAAUACAAAAAAUCCAUAUGCAAAAUUAAUACUUGAUCAAAUGAUUGAUUUUGCUGGAUUGAGUAAAGGUGCAGAAAUAUUAACAACAUCAGAACCGAAAAACAAAAAAAAAGAAGAAUAA
Molecule: messenger RNA, 864 nt
Organism: Rotaria sp. Silwood2
Lineage: Eukaryota; Metazoa; Rotifera; Eurotatoria; Philodinida; Philodinidae
Source: the annotation of a GenBank genome assembly